CGCGGCAUCCUCUGGCAAUGACCAAGCCCUCCAUUUUCCAACAGUAAGGUGGAGAUUGCCUGCCUGCCUACCUGUAAACUCACCUCGUCAGACGAGUUUAGCAAGUUUGGCUAAGGCAAAGGUGGCCAUUUCUCAGGUAAAGGGUGUUGACCAAACCCAGCGGCUGACUGAGAUAGAAGCGAAGAAACAUGGAGCUAUAGCUCGAUAAAUGAAUAGAUAAGUCAUCAUUGAUUAGCAGCACGAUCUGUUGAAGAAAAGAGAAAACGGGACUUGCCUGACACACCAGGAUGAGUCGGAGGCGAGCAGACUCCCAGGGUUCCCUGGGGCCAGACGAUGAAGUGGUGCCCUACAGUGACGAUGAGACGGACGAUGAGUUGGACCCAAGCAUGGACGAGGAUGGCGGUCCAGCGGCCCCUGGGCCUGACAUCCAGAGCAGUGAAUCGAGCUGGAGUGUCAAAGCAAAUGACAGAGAUUACUGUAAACGGCCUGAGUUUCAGCGGAAGUCCUUUCUCUGUAUGAAGAAGAGCAAGUACUCAGGAAAUGCCAUCCGUACGUACAAGUACAAUGUGCUCACAUUCAUUCCCAUGAAUCUGUAUGAGCAGUUUAAGCGAGUAGCAAACCUCUACUUCCUGGCGCUGCUAAUUUUACAGAUCAUUCCUGAAAUUUCCACACUGCCUUGGUACACGACCCUGGUGCCUUUAGUCUUAGUGCUGGGCAUCACUGCCAUCAAAGACCUUGUGGACGACUUGGCCCGGCACAGGAUGGAUAAAGAGAUCAACAACAGGAAGUGUGAGGUGCUGCAGGAUGGCAGGUUCCAGGAAUCCAAGUGGAGAUUUAUUCAAGUUGGUGAUGUGGUUCGAUUGAAGAAGAAUGAUUUCAUUCCUGCCGAUCUUCUGUUGCUGUCCAGUUCAAAUCCUAACAGUCUUUGUUAUGUGGAGACAGCUGAGCUUGAUGGGGAGACAAACCUGAAGUUCAAGAUGGGGCUGAAAGUGACAGAUGAACAUCUACAGGAGGAAAAUCAGAUGGCUGGUUUUAAUGCUACAGUUGUUUGUGAGGAGCCAAACAACCGGCUGGACAAGUUCACAGGGACAAUGCACUGGAAAAAUGACCGCUUUCCCCUCGAUUUGGACAACUUGCUGCUCAGGGGCUGCAGAGUGCGCAACACCGAACUGAGCCACGCCCUGGUCAUUUACGCAGGAUUUGACACCAAAAUCAUGAGAAAUGGAGGCAAGACGCGGUUCAAGAGGACAAAAAUUGAUCAGCUGAUGAAUUACAUGGUUUACACUAUCUUUGUCGUGUUGAUUUUGGUGUGUGCUGGCCUGGCUAUCGGUCAUACAUAUUGGUAUGAGGACAUUGGCAGCAAGGCCUGGUACCUCUUUGAUGGCAAAGCCCAGACUGCCUCCUACAGGGGCUUCCUCAGUUUCUGGGGCUACAUCAUUGUCCUCAACACCAUGGUGCCCAUCUCUCUCUAUGUCAGCGUGGAGGUCAUUCGUCUGGGUCAGAGUAAGUUUAUCAACUGGGACCUACAAAUGUACUACCAAGAGAAGGACACCCCAGCCAAGGCCCGCACCACCACCCUCAAUGAGCAACUGGGCCAGAUUGAGUAUAUCUUCUCCGACAAGACUGGCACUCUCACCCAGAACAUCAUGGCCUUCAAGAAGUGCACCAUUUCUGGGCGUAGCUAUGGGGAUCCCACAAGUGCGGAGGGAGUGACUUUAGACCGUGGACGGCCAGUGGACUUCAGCAAGUUCCCUUACGCUGACAGGACGUUCCAGUUCUUUGACCAUUACCUCGUUACCUGUAUCCAGUCAAAAAAGGACAAGGAUAUUCUGGAGUUCUUCAAGCUGUUGUCCCUCUGUCACACUGUCAUGGUGGAGGAAAAGGAAGGUGAGCUGGUCUAUCAGGCUGCUUCUCCUGAUGAAGGUGCCCUUGUGACUGCUGCCCGGAACUUUGGUUUUGUCUUCCUGUCCCGGACCCAGGACACCAUCACCAUCAACGAGAUGGGCACAGAGGCCACCUACGAGAUGCUGGCUUUGCUGGACUUCAACAGCGAUCGCAAGCGCAUGUCCAUUCUUUUGAAGUUUCCCGAUGGGCGGAUUCGCCUGUACUGCAAAGGGGCAGACACAGUCAUCUACGAGCGCCUAAGCCCACAAUCACGGCACAAGGAGACCACUCAGGAGGCCCUGGAUAUCUUUGCCAAUGAGACACUGCGGACCUUGUGCUUGUGCUACAAGGACAUCAGUCAGGCAGACUUUCAGGCCUGGUCUCGGAAACACAAGGAGGCCAGUGUAGCAACGUCAAACCGAGAGGAGGCCUUGGACCGGGUGUACGAACUGCUGGAGAAGGACAUGAUGCUCAUUGGUGCAACCGCAAUAGAAGAUAAGCUCCAGGAUGGGGUUCCACAGACAAUUGCUAAACUUGCCAAGGCUGACAUCAAAAUCUGGGUCCUGACUGGAGAUAAGAAAGAAACGGCUGAGAACAUUGGCUACUCAUGUGAGCUGCUUACGGAUGACAUGCAGAUCCAUUAUGGUGAAGAUGUGAAUGAAAAGCUGACAAUUCGACAGGCAAACAGGAGAAAUAACCCCAUUGCCAAGGCCAAAAAGACCAAAGAACCUUUCUUUUCUGGCAACGAGAAAAAUGCGCUCAUCAUCACUGGUGGAUGGCUGAACGAGAUUCUGUAUGAGAAGAAGAAGAAGCGCCGUCGCCUGCGCCUCAGGAGGCUGGGGAAGAGGCCAUCUCCCAGCAACCCCCAGGACAACCAGCCGCAGGACGACAUCGAGAAGGAGAUGCGCCAGGAGGACUUUGUGGACAUGGCGUGCGAGUGCAGCGCCGUCAUCUGCUGCCGCGUCACGCCCAAGCAGAAGGCCAACGUAGUGAGCCUGGUGAAGAGGUACAAAAAGGCGGUCACUCUGUCCAUCGGCGACGGAGCUAAUGACGUCAACAUGAUCAAGACGGCAGACAUCGGUGUUGGCAUCAGUGGGCAGGAGGGCAUGCAGGCUGUCAUGUCCAGUGACUAUGCCUUCGCCCAGUUCCGUUACCUGGAGCGCCUCCUGCUGGUGCAUGGCCGCUGGUCCUACAUCCGCAUGUGCAAGUUCCUGCGCUACUUCUUCUACAAGAACUUUGCCUUCACCCUGGUCCAUUUCUGGUACUCCUUUUUUAGUGGAUACUCGUCACAGGUUGCCUAUGAGGACUGGUUCAUUACUCUUUACAAUGUGGCCUACAGCAGUUUGCCUGUUCUCCUAGUGGGUCUGCUUGAUCAGGACGUCAGUGACAAACUCAGUUUGAAGUUCCCAAAGCUUUAUACACCGGGCCAGCAAGGCAUCCUCUUCAACUACAAGACCUUCUUCAUCAGUCUGUUCCAUGGCAUCUUCACCUCCCUCAUCAUCUUCUUCAUUCCGUACGGAGCUUUCCUGCAGACCAUGGGUCAGGAUGGGGAGGCGCCCUCGGACUACCAAUCAUUUGCUGUUGUCACCGCCUCCUCACUCAUAUUCACCGUUAACCUACAGAUAUCCCUUGACACUUCCUACUGGACGUUUGUGAACUGCUUUGCUGUUUUGGGCAGUAUAGCAAUCUACUUCGGCAUCAUGUUUGACAUUCACAGUGCAGGAAUACAUGUCCUCUUCCCUUCAGCAUUUACAUUCACUGGUGUGGCCUCUAACGCUCUGAGGCAGCCCUACCUGUGGCUGACGAUCAUUCUGACGGUGGGCAUCAGCCUGCUCCCAGUCAUCUGCAUCCAGUUCCUCUGCAAAACCAUAUGGCCCGGUGUUGGAGAUAAGGUCCAGAGAAACAGGAGGAAGUACGAGGCUGAGGAAGAGGAGGAGGAGCGGAAGAAGAAGCCCACUGCGUUCCAGCGCGGCCGGCGUUCCCGGCGCUCCGCAUACGCCUUCUCCCACUCGCGGGGCUACGCGGACCUCAUCGCCUCCGGCCGCAGCUUCCGCCAGAGGCCCGGGGCCCGGCGCAGCCCUCAGGACAGCAUCCGCGAGGUCCCUCAGGCCGAGAACAUCUGAGGGCCGGCCUGGCGCCACUGCACUAAAAGACUCACUCUCUGAAGCUCACCGAGGACCGCCACUGGUUUUAAUGUUGUACAUUAGUAUGACAAAAUGUAUAUCUCAGGAUUUUAAGUUCUUAUUUUAAAUAUCUUAUUGUCAGGACCACUAUGGUAAACCUGACUGAUGCUCUAUCUUGUCUUAUCUUUUUCCUUCUUUCGGUAUCAGUGUUGAGGGUUGGCAUUUGGCAAGUGUAAUUCAAGCUUUUGUGUUCCCCUCCUGUUCAUAUAUAUAUAUAUAUAUAUAUAUAUAUAUAUAUAUAUAUAUAUAUAUAUAUAUAUAUAUAUAUAUGGCCUAUACAGUGUGUGUUGAAUUAAAUGUUAAGGUAAAUGUUUUUAAAAAUGAGCCUCCCAUACAUUAGCGCAAGAAUUUCAGCAUUUGUGUUUAUAUGCUGGAUCUUAAUGAAACUUUUUUAUUGGUUUCCUUCACAGUCUUAUUUGAAAGGGUGAAAACUAAUGAUCUGUCAACAGGAGGGGAUUCCCCUGAACUGUAGUCGUCUCCUCUUCAGUGUGGAAAACGGAUGUUUACAGUCUUUCCAAGUGAAUUCCACAAGUCUAACUGUGUGUUUCUGUUUCCUCUCUUGAGCCAAAAUUCAUGAUUUUUGGAUCAUGAUAUGCAUUUUGCACCUACUGAUCAUCAUGUGUAUAUAUUGACCUCAUUCAAAUCUGAUAUAGAAAUAUAGGAUCAUUCCAUGCCAUACCUUUUUAGCAUGGAUAACGUCCACUCUGAAAUUACAGAUACUGACACAGUGAUGGGUUACACAUCAGUGAGAUGCCUCAAAUUAUAUCGUUACUGUUACAUUUUUGAAUGUGUGUAUCGAUUGUGUCUGUACAUCUUUUGUACCAUAACUGUCAGUUUGCAAAAAUUAAAACUAUAUUUUAAUAUGAUAUCAAAGAGGCCUUAAAUCGGAAUGCCUUAUAUUCUGACAAGCUGCAUUUUACAAAUGUGCUUGAUGCAUUUUUAUGUGAAAUAAUUUGUAAAAUACCAUGAAUAAAGAUAUAUCUAAUGA
Messenger RNA from Alosa alosa (allis shad), 5055 nucleotides. RefSeq names its product ATPase phospholipid transporting 8B1 (gene atp8b1). Gene Ontology annotation, cellular component: plasma membrane. Gene Ontology annotation, molecular function: magnesium ion binding; ATPase-coupled intramembrane lipid carrier activity; ATP hydrolysis activity. The record is from RefSeq and is a predicted model, not a curated record. NCBI's taxonomy places the organism in Eukaryota, Metazoa, Chordata, Actinopteri, Clupeiformes, Clupeidae. The coding region runs from base 288 to 4007 and encodes 1239 amino acids. The transcript is spliced from 28 exons. Gene Ontology annotation, biological process: phospholipid translocation; Golgi organization.